AUGGUCUCUGCUUAUGAUAAGCUUUAUUCACUAAUACAUUCUUUCUGUCUCUCUCUGUUGCUACCUCUUUCUGUCUCUCUCUCUCUGUUGCUACCUCUUUCUGUCUCUCUCUCUGUUGCUAACUCUUUCUGUCUCUCUCUCUGUUGCUACCUCUUUCUGUCUCUCUCUCUCUCUGUUGCUACCUCUUUCUGUCUCUCUCUCUCUGUUCUCUACCUCUUUCUGUCUCUCUCUCUCUGUUUCUCUCUCUUUAAACUUUUCUCUCUCUCUGUUGCUCUGGUUUUCUGUCUCUCUCUGUUCUGUUUCUAUUAUUUCUUUCUGUCUGUCUCUCUCUCUGUGCUACUUCUUUCUCUCUGUCUCUCUCUCUGUUCUCUCUUUUCUCUGUCUCUCUCUUGUUCUCCUCUUUUUCUCUCUCUCUCUGUUGCUACCUCUCUGUCUGUCUCUCUCUUUUCUACCUCUUUCUGUCUGUCUCUCUCUCUCUACCUCUUUCUGUCUGUCUCUCUCUCUGUUCUACCUCUUUUUGUCUGUCUCUCUCUGUUUCUUCUACCUCUUCUCUCUCUCUCUCUCUCUCUGUUUGUCUCUCUCUGUUCUCUCUUUUCUGUCUGUCUCUCUCUCCUCUACCUCUUUCUGUCUGUCUCUCUCUGUCUCUCUUUCUUCUCUUGUCUGUCUCUCUCUCUGUCUCUCUCUCUCUCCAUCUCUUCUCUCUUUCUCUCUCUUUCUCUCUGUCUCUCUCUCUCUGUUGCUAAUUCUGUCUGUCUCUCUCUCUCUGUUGCUAAUUCUUUCUGUCGGUCUCUCUCUGUUGCUAAUUCUUUCUGUCGGUCUCUCUCUGUUGCUAAUUCUUUCUGUCGGUCUCUCUCUGUUGCUAAUUCUUUCUGUCGGUCUCUCUCUCUUGCUAAUUCUUUCUGUCGGUCUCUCUCUGUUGCUAAUUCUUUCUGUUUUUUUCUCUCUCUGUUCUUCUCUUUCUUCUCUCUGUUGCUAAUUCUUUUCUUUCGGUCUCUCUCUGUUCUCAAAUUCUUUCUUUCCCCCUCUAUCUAUAAACAUUCUGUCCAUGCAGUUCCCCCUCUAUCUAUAAACAUUCUGUCCAUGCAGUUCCCCCUCUAUCUAUAA
Messenger RNA from Acanthosepion pharaonis, 1104 nucleotides. NCBI's taxonomy places the organism in Eukaryota, Metazoa, Mollusca, Cephalopoda, Sepiida, Sepiidae. The record is from the annotation of a GenBank genome assembly.